UUUGCUUGAAACAACAACAACAUAAUAACAAAACUCGAAACGUUAAAAAUCGUAGGAUCGUUCGGGUUUACGAGAGAUCACUUCUUUUCCAUCCACAGCCGAUGCACGCACACAUCGCUCGCUCUGAUGGUGAAAUUAUGUGGUACAUACAAUUGUACGAAAGUUCGUCAGUUACAAAGACUUGCCAAAGCCAACCAGAUGUGGGAUAUCUGACCGCCUGAACUAGCAGAGAACUGACUCGCACCCAGAAGCUGUGAUGUAUGCCAUUCACAAGCAGUCUCACCCUUCUACAGGGAUAGAGCAUGCCAUUUACUGUAACUUCUUCUCCCCCAGGGAGAAGAACCUGGUUACAGCUGGUGUUAACCAGCUUCAUGUAUACAGACUGUUUCCAGAUGUUGAGGCUGAAAUACCACUUGAUACAUUAACAGACAAAGAUCUUCAGGGAAAGAAGUGUAAGCUAGAAUGCUUAGCUUCCUACUCCCUGUUUGGGAAUAUCAUGUCCAUGCAGAGUGUGAAGCUGGCAGGUGCUCACAGAGAUGCCUUACUGCUCAGCUUCAUGGAGGCCAAGCUAGCCCUUGUGGAAUAUGACCCGGGCACUCAUGAUCUGAAGACGUCAUCUCUCCAUUAUUUCGAGGACAGUGAACUCAAGGAGGGUAAGCUUGACUGUCAGGACCUGCCGCUGAUCCGCGUGGACCCAGAUGGACGCUGUGCCGCUAUGCUGAUAUACGGUCACAAGCUGGUGGUGUUACCCUUUAGGCGGGAGGUCAGCACAGAUGAUACAGAUACAGUCAUGGGAUCCAGCAAAUCUCCAAUUAUGUCGUCCUACAUCAUAGACCUGAAGAGGCUGGACGAGAAGAUCACAAAUGUACUGGACGUUCAGUUUCUACACGGUUACUUUGAACCCACGCUCUUCAUCUUGUAUGAACCUCUUAAGACAUGGUCUGGCCGUACGGCCGUCAGGACAGAUACCUGCUGCAUUGUUGCCAUUUCCCUGAACAUCCUGGAGAAGGUUCACCCGAUCAUCUGGUCACUCAGUAAUCUCCCUUUUGACUGCUUCAUGUCACUGGCUGUCCCAAAACCUGUGGGUGGUGUGUUGGUGUUUGCGGUGAACUCACUGCUCUACCUCAAUCAAAGCGUUCCUCCAUACGGUGUUUCUGUCAACUCUAUACCGGACUCCUGCUCACAAUUUCCUCUCAAGCCCCAGGAAGGAGUGCGCAUGGCCUUGGACUGCGCCCAGGCUGCUCUCAUAUCCAAUGACAAACUCGUCCUGUCUCUCAAAGGGGGAGAACUGUACGUCCUGACCCUGGUUGUAGAUGGGAUGAGAAGUGUUCGCAGUCUGCAUUUUGACAAAGCUGCAUCCAGUGUCCUCACAACAUGUAUGUGUGUCUGUGAGGAGGGUUAUUUGUUCCUGGGAUCCAGGCUUGGGAACUCCCUCUUACUGAAAUACACAGAGAAAGCUCAGGAGGGCUCAGAACCUAAGGUGGACCCUGCCCCUAAACGACAGGAACCUCCAGCCAAGAAAAAGAAGCUGGAUACAGGAGAAGUUAUGGCCUCUGACAUCUCGCAACUUGAUGACCUGGAUGAACUGGAGGUGUAUGGCACUACAGAGUCCCAAGCCGGUACCACCAUCCUCUCUUUUGUCUUUGAGGUAUGUGACAGCAUUCUGAACAUUGGCCCCUGCGGACAGAUCACCAUGGGAGAGCCUGCGUUCCUGUCAGAGGAGUUUAGCCACAGUAUUGACCCGGACCUGGAGUUGGUGACAACAUCAGGGUAUGGAAAAAACGGUGCUCUUUCAGUGCUGCAGAGAACAAUCCGUCCCCAGGUGGUGACAACCUUUGAACUUCCAGGCUGCGUGGAUAUGUGGACAGUGUUUGGCCCCAAAACAGAGGUCACUGCUGAAGAGAAGAAAGACAACAGUCUGACAGAGAGGGAUAAGCAAGGGGAGGAUAAAGCAGGGCAGGAGGAGCAAGAGGGUGAGGAGACGCCCAAAGACAUGGAGGGGGGACAUGCCUUCCUCAUCAUGAGUAGAGGCGAGUCCACAAUGAUACUGCAGACUGGGCAGGAGAUCAUGGAAUUAGACCACAGUGGGUUCAGUACCCAGGGCCCCACCGUCUACGCCAGUAACAUCGGUGAUGACAAGUAUAUCGUCCAGGUGUCGCCCAUGGGGGUGCGACUGUUAGAGGGAGUGAAUCAGCUGCAGCACAUCCCUAUAGACGUGGGAUCUCCCAUCAUUCACUGCUCUGUAGCUGACCCGUACGUGAUUAUCCGCAGUGAAGAGGGCCAGAUGAUGUUAUUGACACUGCGUGAAGACAUAUUUGGCACAGGUGUGCGCCUUUCCAUCAUCAAGCCUCAGCUCCCUCAGAAAUCCAAAGUGAUAGCGAUGUGUGCGUAUAAGGAUGUGAGUGGGAUGUUCACCACCACCAUGGCAGACCCUAACCCCAGACCUGCCCCAGAGGUGAAGACCACUAAGCCCUCAUUUGAGCACUCCUUCAGCCUGGACAGAAGCAACAUUGACGAUGAAGAUGAGAUGCUGUACGGGGACACUGAUACAUCGGCCUUUAACUCCACACUAAACGACAGUGUGAAUGAACCCAAAAGCUCCAGCACUGUGACCUUCAGGAAAUCUGUCAAGCCUACAUUCUGGGUGGCCAUUUGCAGGGAGAACGGAUCUUUUGAGAUUUGGAGUUUGCCUGACUUCAAGCUGUGUUACUAUGUGAAGAGUUUCCCUAUAGGAGCCAAAGUUUUAGUGGACAGUGGUCAGUUGACGUCCAAAUCUAGUGAGCUGGGACACCUGGGAUCAAAACCCAGGCUGGAUCAUACCAAUGAAUUACCUGUAGUUAAAGAGCUCCUUCUGGUCGGAUUGGGAAAUAGGAACAGUCGGCCAUAUUUGUGGUAAGGUCCAUAGUAUUGUGCUCGAGUCGAGGAGGAACUCUUUGUGUAUGAAGCAUUUCCUUUCCACCAGUCAAAAUCUGACCUGAAUCAUUUGAAGAUUCGCUUCAAGAAGUUUCAGCACAAUUUGUUACUGCGAGAGAGAAAGCAGCAGCGCUACAAGAAGCGUGAUCCUCUGGAUCCAGAUGAGGGGGCCUCCAAAGAAGGCUGCGUAGCAUUACUGCGAUACUUUAAUGAUGUUUCGGGCUACUCAGGAGUGUUUGUGUGUGGGUCGUACCCCUACUGGCUCUUCAUGACCCCCAGGGGAGCCCUUCGCACCCACUCCAUGAACAUUGACGGCCCCGUCUCUUGCUUCUCAACGUUCCACAACGUCAACUGUCCCAAGGGAUUCCUCUACUUCAACAAACAGGGAGAGCUGCGCAUAUCUGUGUUACCCACUCACCUGACCUACGAUUCCCCGUGGCCAAUGAGAAAGAUACCGCUAAGGUGCACACCUCACUUCAUUGCUUAUCAUCAAGAGAGUAAGACCUACUCCGUUGUUACAAGCACGAUGGAACAUUGUAACAGAGUUGUUCGAGUAUUAAAUGAUGAGAAAGAUUUUGAAGUGGUUGAGAAAGAUGACCGUUUUGUGUACCCGUUCUUAGACAAGUUUUCAGUACAGCUGUUUACACCGGUCAGCUGGGAACUCGUACCAAAUGCCAGAAUUGACCUGGAUGAGUUUGAACAUGCGACAUGUCUCAAGCAUGUGUCACUCAAAUCUGAGGGGACUGUCUCAGGGCUGAAGGGAUACAUCGCCGUGGCAACGAAUUAUUCAUAUGGGGAGGAGCUUCAGUCCAGAGGAAGGAUCAUCAUUUUUGACACCAUUGAAGUCGUUCCUGAGCCUGGACAACCUUUGACUAAAAACAAAAUAAAGGUGAUUUAUGACAAGGAACAGAAAGGCCCAGUCACUGCCCUUGCUCAGGUCAAUGGGUUCCUGAUCUCCGCUAUAGGACAGAAGCUGUUCAUGUGGACACUGAAGGACAAUGAUCUGAUGGGCGUGGCAUUUAUAGACACCCACAUUUACAUCCACACCAUCGUCACCCUGAAAAACAUGAUCCUAGCAGGAGACCUGCUGAAGAGCGUGACACUGUAUCGCUACCAGACAGACAUGAAGGUCCUGUCUGUGGUAAGCAGGGAUGUAAAACCAAGGGAAGUGUACACAACUGAUUUCAUGGUAGACAGUACCCAGAUGGGAUUUCUUGUGACUGACAGAAAUAAGAAUAUGAUCCUGUUCGCCUAUCAGCCAGAAGCCCGUGAAAGCCAUGGAGGUCAAAGGUUACUGAGGAAGGGAGACUUCAAUAUAGGCUCGACAGUCAACUCCAUGUUUCGGGUACGCUGUCGUCUGUCAGACUUUGCUCAAGAAAAGAAAGCCCAAAGUCUGAUGGACAAAAGACACAUUAACUAUUACGCUACUCUUGACGGCAGCCUGGGUUUCUUGUUACCCAUCCCAGAGAAGGUUUACAGGCGGUUACUUAUGUUACAGAAUGCCCUGGUACUUCAUAUUCCUCACACAGCUGGACUGAAUCCCAGGGCUUACAGAGUUGUGAACAGUGCCAUGCCAGAGUUGUACAACCCACAGAAGAACAUCUUGGACGGGGACCUGCUAUGGAAGUUUACAAACUUGGGCGUGGGGGAGCAGAGUGAAAUUGCUAAGAGGAUCGGCACCACCAGUGAGCAGAUCCUGGAUGACAUGUUAGACAUUGACCGCAUGACAGCUCACUUCUGAUUGGUCAAAGUUGGUCAGAUUUGAAUUUUUCCUGUCACAACGUCCUAUUGGUGGAGCAGAGUUUACCAGCUGACCUAGAUGUUGUCCAGAUUCCCUGUGUAGACUCACUUUAUGAGGCC
Liolophura sinensis is the source of this 4773-nucleotide messenger RNA. RefSeq names its product cleavage and polyadenylation specificity factor subunit 1-like. Gene Ontology annotation, cellular component: nucleus. The record is from RefSeq and is a predicted model, not a curated record. Gene Ontology annotation, molecular function: nucleic acid binding; protein binding. Lineage: Eukaryota; Metazoa; Mollusca; Polyplacophora; Chitonida; Chitonidae.